Messenger RNA from Achroia grisella, 1948 nucleotides. RefSeq names its product membrane protein BRI3. Lineage: Eukaryota; Metazoa; Arthropoda; Insecta; Lepidoptera; Pyralidae. The transcript has 2 exons. The coding region runs from base 157 to 549 and encodes 130 amino acids. The record is from RefSeq and is a predicted model, not a curated record.
UUACAGAUUGCACAGUUUUUCAACUUUGAUAAUAGCGUAUUUUCCUUACUUGCUUUUGUUUUCAAUAUAUUACAAUAUAGGGAGUAACUGCUAUUUAAUAGUGCACUACAAUUUAUCUAAUAAAUUUGCUGAUAAUUUUAUUUUGUGCAAUUAAACAUGGACAAACCAACUGUAACUGAUCAACCACCACCGUAUUCGUCUACAAUGCAUCAAGUGCCCAUGCCUCAACCUCCGAAUGUAAGUGUACCUGGUCCGCAGCACCCUCCUCCUCCGCCAGGAUACACCCCCUACGGAGCGCCGCCAUCUACAUCUAAUCCGCCAGAACCUGGAUACCUGCCCAACUAUGGAGCUACCAACAUUAUCAUACAACCGGUACAACCAACAUUACUCGCAGUCGGAGCAUGCCCGGCCUGUCGUGUUGGUAUCCUUGAAGACGACUUCACUUGUCUGGGUAUAUUAUGCGCUAUAUUCUUUUUCCCAAUAGGUAUCUUGUGCUGUCUUGCUCUUAAGAACAGGAGAUGUUCCAAUUGUGGUGCAAUGUUUGGAUAAAUUCCUUAAUGAUCUAUUGAAUAUGAAAGGCCUGAUUUAUUAUGUUAUAUUAUGGAUAUCAUUUACAACAUAAGGCACUCUAUAUACAAAUUUUAUUCAUUAUUAGAAUUAUGUAUAUGAUUAAACAAAAGUGAGUAGCUAGGUGUGUCAUAAACUAUAUACUUACUUUAUUAUAAAAGAUUCUAUAAGGAAAUAAACAAUGUAUUGAAUAGUUCACUUGUUGGCUCAUCAUCUAAGAAAAGUCACAGAGCUCUCAUUUAAUACUUUAGAUCAAACUUAUAGAUUUUUAUACAAUGCGAGACUCUUAAUAUUGUUUUUACAGAUUAUAUCAUUCCUCGAAUAUUCCAUCUAUAAUUGAACUAAAAUAUUCCUUUUCAAGAAAUUAAUACAAUGUUUCUGCCUACUAUUAUGUAACCACAUAGAAAGAAUAACAUGCAAAUUUAUGAAUAAAGGGAUAACUAUUUAGAUUUAUGAAACAUUUCAUAUUCAAACUGCAUAUUUUCACUAUAAUAUAUAUAUAAUGUGAAAAAAAAAAACUGUUAGUAAUAGCUGUUUAUUUUUUGAUGAUAUCUGAUAAGAUAUAUUUGUUAAGAACUGGCAUGAAACACAACUUAUAUAUUUUUUUGAAUCAUUCACUAUUCCUAAUAUGGAAAUACAUAUAGUGCCAUAGAUAAAGUGUAAAAUAUGACUCAGUGUGACUCACAUUUUAUCGGUUUUUAUCAGACAAUUGUGAUAUUUAUUUAUAUUAUAAUAGUAUUGUUUUUCUUGUAAAUCUUUCAGAUGAUAAUCUCCUUGAGGAAUCUAGUAAAUUCACUGUAAUUAAUGUUCGCUUUCAUAAUUUACCGAGAAAUUUAUACCGUCCAUAAUUGUAACGAUUCUUACCAUUCUUAGUGUAAGGUAUACCACUAUAGCAUUUACCUUAAGCUAAAAUUUAAAAGCACCUUCAUACUCAUUUUGUUUGUCUAUUGUAUUGUAACGGAAUCUGUACAUCAUUGCUUUUAUUCUAACAUUUAUAUUUAUAAUUACACGUAUUAUCAAAGGCCAUACAAAGAGUUCGAAGUCAAUGAGAUGGUAGUAUCCACCAUGAAACAAACACAUCUACACGAUAGUGGGCGCGCGAAUUCUUUUACUAAGAUAUGUGUGUGUAUGUACAUAUCAUAUACAUAUACCUCACAUCAGAACGUAUUUUUUUUUAUUUUAAUAAAUGCUUAAAAGACAAUAAAAUGUAAAAAACUAUGUUUUCAUUUAUAUAUAGCAUCAUUACAUAAUAUAAAAUAAAAUCGCUGCCGCUGUCUGUCCGUAGGUAUGCUUAAUACGCAUAGUAUGGCAAUCUUUAAAACGAUUUUGACGCGGUUUUUUUAAUAGAUAGAGUUAUUCUAGAGGAAGGUUUAUUUAUAUA